This is a messenger RNA of Camarhynchus parvulus, 1509 nucleotides long. RefSeq names its product lens fiber major intrinsic protein-like. The coding region runs from base 1 to 1509 and encodes 502 amino acids. Gene Ontology annotation, cellular component: apical plasma membrane; plasma membrane. The record is from RefSeq and is a predicted model, not a curated record. Gene Ontology annotation, biological process: transmembrane transport. The transcript is spliced from 5 exons. Lineage: Eukaryota; Metazoa; Chordata; Aves; Passeriformes; Thraupidae. Gene Ontology annotation, molecular function: water channel activity.
AUGCGGGAGCUGCGCUCGUCCGCCUUCUGGAGGGCCGUCCUGGCCGAGUUCCUGGGCAGCCUCCUCUAUGCCCUGCUGGGGCUGGGGGCCUCCCUGCGCUGGGCCCCGGGCCCCCCCAGCGUUGUGGGGGCCGCCUUGGCCUUCGGGCUGGCCCAGACCACCCUGGUGCAGGCGUUGGGCAAUGUCAGCGGGGGUCACGUCAACCCGGCCAUCACGCUGGCCUUCCUGAUGGCCUCGCAGCUCUCCCUGCCCCGUGCCCUGGGUUACCUGCUGGCCCAGGUGCUGGGAAUGCUGGCCGGAGCCGGGGUGCUCUAUGGGGUGACCCCCGGCCCCGUCCGUGGCACCCUCGGCCUCAGCGCGCUGCACCCCGGCGUGGGCCCGGGCCAGGGCACGGUGGUGGAGCUGCUCCUGACCGCCCAGUUCGUCCUCUGCGUCUUCGCCAGCUUCGACGACCGCCACGACGGGCGCCCGGCCAUGGCCGCCGUGCCCGUCGGCUUCUCCCUCGCCCUCGGCCACCUCUUCGGGAUCCACUACACGGGCGCCAGCAUGAACCCCGCUCGCUCCUUCGCCCCCGCCGUCAUCACCCGCAACUUCGCCAACCACUGGGUGUACUGGGCGGGCCCGCUGCUGGGUGCGGCGCUGGGCGCGGUGCUCUACGAGUUCGCGCUGUGCCCGCGGCCGCGCAGCCUGGCCGAGCGCCUGGCCGCCUUCAAGGGAGAGCCGCCCGCCCCCACCGCCGUCACCGCCGUCACCGCCGCCGCGGCCGAGCCGCCGCCCGAGCCGCCGGCAGAGCCGCUGGAGCUGAAGACGCAGGGGGCUGUAACGGGGCCCGGCCGGGGCGCGGCCCCGCGCCCGCCGCUGCUUUGCUGUGACGGGGCCGCCGCGGUGCGUGUGGUGCGUGUGUGUGCGGCGCGGCGCGGCGGGCGGGCGGCGGCGGGGCCCCGCUGCUGCCGGGAACCGGCCAACCGGGCUGCCCGGGACCGCCCGUACCGGGCCGGGGCCGCCCCGCCCCGCCGCGGCGGGACUUCUGUGUUCGGUGAAUUAAACCUGCUCUUUUAUUUUGGGUGCGAGCGGGGCGGGGCCUCGGCCCGCGGGAACUGGGGCAGUUGUGUAACGCCGCCCCCGCGCCGGGACCGGGAGCGCGGCCGUGAGGGCGGCGGGGACGGGGCGGCGGUGAGCGGGAUGGGGGGGACCGGCAUCGGGGCGCCCAGGGGGUCCGGGGGCGUGGAGUGUCCCGGGACCGCCCGGGAGCGGGGAUUGGGGGUGAUCCGGGGUCACCGAAACCGGGGGGGUGUUUCGGGAGCGGAGGGGGACGUGAUACGGGAUCGGGGGAACCGGGUGCUCCGGGCUCUGGAGGGUGUUCCGGGAUCGGCGGGCGCUCCGGGAUCAGGGGGGUCCGGGGAAAAAUGGGGGUUGAGAUCUGGGAUCGGGCGGGAGGGCGGGGGUGUCAGGAAUGCUCCGGGACCGAGAAGGCACCGGGACCGACUGGGACCGGGGUUUAGUCCGUGA